This is a messenger RNA of Thecamonas trahens ATCC 50062, 2062 nucleotides long. RefSeq lists its product as uncharacterized. The record is from RefSeq and is a predicted model, not a curated record. Lineage: Eukaryota; Apusomonadida; Apusomonadidae. Gene Ontology annotation, molecular function: protein binding. Bases 1 to 2046 code for a protein of 681 amino acids. The transcript has 2 exons.
AUGUCGUGGCCAACGCUCAUCGCCCUCCCGCUCGGCCUCCCUGCGCCCGCCGGGCCAGGGCUCCGCUCGCCGUCGCGGUCACGAGUGCCAGGCGGUCUCCGCUCGCAUCUGGUGCUCUCGCCGCAGCCGCUGGGCGCCGGCGCGCGAAGGGUCCUGCCGCCGGUUCCGGCCGCCGGCCGUGAGCCUGGACCUGGCGAUGGCAACGCGGUCGUGCCGGAUCACGCGGCGCUCGAUGCGCUUGCCGAGGCCUUUGAGCUCGUUCUCGUGGAUGGCGCCGGGAAGCCUGUGGCGUCGUCGACAGCUGCUGCGCGUGUGGCGGGAAGGAGUGCGGGCGGGAGGCCACUGACGUCGGGCCACGACGCGCUUGUUGUCGUGGCCGCCGAGUCGGCGCACCACCCGGUCCAUUCUGCGACGCAGGCGCUGGAUCUAGCUGGACUUGGCGUCUCUGGCGCAGUUGAGCUGUGGACGGGCGCCUCGUUUGACGGCGAGGCGUUUGCGGCGCAUGCAACGGCGUCGCGACAUGCGCUCGAGAGCCACGGGCGGGGCGGGCACUCGGUGCUGGCGUUUGUGCCGCCGGCUCACGUCGACGCCUUUGCCACUCGCUACGAGUAUCUCAAGAACAGGGUCGGGCUUGCAGUCAUCGAACUUGUGACCAAGCUCUCGUCGCGUUCAGUGGCGAGCGAGAUCCGGCUUGACAAGGUUGUGGUCGAGCUCGGCAUUCGCGAGCGCGAUGCCUUUGCCGGGCGCGGGCUUAGCGAGGGGCUUGGCGACAUAAGCAUAGAAGAGGAGCUGGUGCGGAAGGCCGAGCUCCGCGAGGCACUGUUGGCCGAGCAGAAGGCCGAGAAAGCGCGGCGCGAGAUGCUGUUCCAGAAGGAGCUUGAGCGGGCGCGGUCGGAGAAGAAGGAGCUGGUGCGGGCGACCGAGGAGCACGCGUUGUUGGCGCUGUCGAUGAGCGAGAACGCAGACCUCAAGCAGCGGCUGGCGGCCGUCGAGAAGAUCAACUCUGAUCUGGAACAGCUGUCGAGCUCAGUGGCCGGCGAGGCCGAGCGCAACCGGGAGCUGAUGGAGCAGUGGUAUGACGCCUUUGCGCACCAUCAGGAGCUGUUGGAAAAGGCCAAGGACGAGAAGAAACGGUCUGUGGCGCUGGAGAAGCAGCGCGCCGAGCGCGAGCGCAUGGAGUUGAAGCUGAAGGCACUGAAGGAGCGGACCGAUGCUCAGCGGGCGCUGGCGCGCGCCAAGGAGGAGCAGCGCGAGCGGACCGCCGAGGUCCGCCGCAUUGCAGCCGAGAAGGCGCGGAUCGAGGCUGAGAAGCGCGAGGCCGAGAAGCGGGCCGAGGUCCAGCGGAGAAAGCUGGAGCGUCAGCUUGAGCUCGAACUCGAGGCCAAGAGCCAGCUGUCGACGUCGAUGACUCGGACAGUGGGUCGGGUGUUCAAGCUCGCCCAAGACGACCUCAAGCUCCGCAAAAAGUCCGAGGAGCGCUCGACCGAGCUUGCUGCUGCCAUGCAAGCCGAGAAGGAGCGCAAGUUGGAGAUCGAGGCGCGGAUGGCAGCGUACCAGGAAGAGAUUGUCCAGCGCGACGAUGCCCGCGAGCAACUGCUGCAGCUCAAGGUCGAGAUCGGUAUUGCAGUCACCAACCACAAUUAUGUCAAGAAGCGGCACGGGCCGCAGGGAGAGCUCAUCAAGGACGUGACCAAGGCUGUCAAGAUUGUCUCGGUCCACGAGGGCGGCCCGGCCGAGAUUGCCGGCCUCCGUGCUGGUGACAUUGUGCUCAAGGCCGGCAACAUUGAGGUCGUUGACCGCACUGCUUUUCUCCACGUCCAGCACGCCGCCUUUGUGGGCGAGACUGAGAUCUUCCGCGUCAUCCGCAAGGGCACACCACUCAACAUCCGCGUCCAGUAUGGCGCUGUCGGCAAAACGCUCGACGAAGUCAUCGAGCUUCGCGACCGGGCUGGCGAGGCUUGGUGCGAAGCGCGCGACUCGGCCAUCGACGACGUGUCUGAUCUUGGCCGGCAGCUGCUGAUGCUCCAGCAGAGCCACGAUCAGUAGAGUAGAAUAGUAUCUG